GGCUGCCGGGAUACCAACCUUUCCCUCCGUUCGCUCCCCCUCCCCGCACACACCUCUCUCCCUUACUCCCUCCGCCCCCCACCGCCGCCCGGGCAACAAAGCGCAUUGUUUGUCCCUGUCUGCGCCUGCGCCUCACCACGCGCAACAUUUCCCCCCUUCCCCUCCACCUGGCCGCGCCUGCGCAGUUAUUGCUAAACCGGAGAAGGGUGGGUGUCCUUAAUGGGAACCCCACAAAGUACUGCGGGGCGGGGGGAAGAUAAGAGUUGCUGCUAGUAGCCGUUUGGAAGCUUUGCUGUUCUCUCUGAGCCCAUUCAUGCCCCGCCCACCACUCCUCCAGAAUUUGGCAAUUGUAGCACAUGCUUGGGGCACGUAUACAGGUGCUACACCCAUUCAGUAGUACCUGUGGUUCCCCAAGCUGCUGCAGUAUGUUUCUGUCCCUCACCUGGGACAAGGCUUGCUGGACACAGUGAACCGCAGCAACCAGCCUGGGCAUUUUCGGGAGGACCUUAAAGCAUUCUGCUGGCUUCUAGUUUUCAGCUGACUUUGCACAUCACUAAGACUACUCACCAGUACCUCUGAGCUCCUUCUGUGAAAGAUGCAAACACGUUAUUUUCGGAAGAAGGUUACAAAAACAACUAACAUACAACCAUGAAAGAUCCAAGUCGCAGCAGUACUAGCCCAAGCAUCAUCAAUGAAGAUGUGAUUAUUAAUGGUCAUUCUCAUGAAGAUGAUAAUCCAUUUGCUGAGUACAUGUGGAUGGAAAAUGAAGAGGAAUUCAACAGACAGAUUGAAGAGGAGUUGUGGGAAGAAGAGUUUAUUGAACGCUGUUUCCAGGAAAUGCUGGAAGAAGAAGAAGAACAUGAGUGGUUCAUUCCAGCUCGAGACCUCCCACAAACUAUGGACCAAAUCCAGGACCAGUUUAAUGACCUUGUCAUCAGUGACAGUUCUUCUCUGGAGGAUCUUGUGCCACUCUGGAAUUCACUCCCAGUCUCUGAAACAUCAUUUGCAGCUGUUGCUUGGUCACUGAGCUUGAGUACUAUUCCGAAGGGCUACUAGAGAACACUGAAAUUUACAGUGUCAAGAGUAAUCUGAAUCCAAAUGCAAAGGAGUUUGUUCCUGGGGUGAAGUACUAAAUAUUUGAGUAGACGGGGCCCUCUUUUGGUGGAUGUAGCACAAUUUCCACACUGUGAAGGCAGUAUUAGAAGACUUAAUUGUAAAAGCUCUCCCUUCUUGUCACUGUGUUACACUUAUGCAUUGCCAAAGUUUUGUUAGUCUUGCAUGCUUAAUAAAAGUGCUGAGACUGUUAUUAAGUAAAAAGCUGUCAAACGUUUACUGAAAAUAAUUGGACCUUGGCUUGAUGUGAAGGACAGUGAGGAAAGAAGCACCAGUCAAGUUGUGACAAAUCAGACAACCUCUGAAAGAGAUUUAGAAAUUUGACUAAAUGAUUUGUUUUAAUUGAGAUUAAACUGGUUACUUGGUGUUAACCAACACCUGUUAAUGCCUUAACUUAAAAAAAAAGUCAAUUUUGAAAGUAAAGUUCUAAUUGUUAUACAAAUUACUUCGUUCAGACUUCAGUAUUGUUACUUAUUGUAUUUGUCCCCAUGGAGAGAAAAUUGUACUUCAAGAACAGACUUGGUAACAAAAGAGCUCCACGCAAGCCAGCCGGUCUCGAAUGGCUCCUGAAGUUACAAAGUAACAAAAGAUGAAAACUACCCCGAUUUAUGCGUUCUGUUAUCAUGUUAGAAGUGUUGAAAACCACUCCUAGGUAUACAUUCAAGGAGGAGUGUAAUUUGAAAAUUACGUUAUCUUCCAAGUUCCCCAGUACUUCACAGCUGUGUCUAUGUAAAUUCUAGCAUAUAACACUUAGUCAAAUUGAACCAAGGAAGUCUUAGCAUUCUGAUUUGAGUGGUGCUUUUCCCUUGCUUUGUUAAUCAUCACUACACAUAGUCUACAGCACAACAACUUUUCUUUUAACAAAGCUAGAACAGUUUUGGCUUCUUAAACUUCAUAUUUGGGUAGGUUAAGCUGCCAUACGUGUUCAGUGUGAAUAGUGUUUAAGUUGAAAAUAUUGUAAAAAAAUUAUAUUUUUUCAAAAAUAUUUAAAAAAAUAAAUAAUAGUAGAACUGA
Messenger RNA from Phascolarctos cinereus (koala), 2127 nucleotides. RefSeq names its product poly(A) binding protein interacting protein 2 (gene PAIP2). Gene Ontology annotation, molecular function: mRNA regulatory element binding translation repressor activity. NCBI's taxonomy places the organism in Eukaryota, Metazoa, Chordata, Mammalia, Diprotodontia, Phascolarctidae. The record is from RefSeq and is a predicted model, not a curated record. Gene Ontology annotation, cellular component: cytoplasm. Gene Ontology annotation, biological process: negative regulation of translational initiation.